GCCUUCAGUCCCUUCCUUCCCUCAGCCGAAGCCGGAGUUGCUGAGCCAAGCGGCGGUCCAUCCGGGCACUCGCGAUGGGGGCGGCCGUCUUCUUCGGCUGCACCUUCAUCGCCUUCGGGCCGGCCUUGGCCCUCUGCCUGCUCACCGUCGCCGGAGACCCCCUGCGCGUCAUCAUCCUCGUGGCCGGGGCCUUUUUCUGGCUGGUUUCUCUCCUCCUGGCCUCUUUGAUCUGGUUCAUAUCAGUGCACUUGAGCGACCGCGAGGACGGGCGGCUGCAACACGGUCUCCUGAUGUUCGGGGCGGCCAUAUCUGUUUUGCUGCAAGAAGCUUUCCGCUUUGCUUAUUUCAAACUCCUCAAGAAAGCUGACGAAGGCUUGGUGACCAUAAGCGAGGAUGGACGGUCUCCCAUCUCGAUCAAGCAGAUGGCAUACGUGUCGGGUCUCUCCUUCGGCAUCAUCAGCGGCGUCUUCUCCGUCAUCAACAUCCUUGCGGAUUCCAUCGGGCCGGGAACUGUGGGCAUCCAUGGGGAUUCGCCCCAUUAUUUCAUCACGUCAGCCUUCCUGACCAUGGCAAUCGUUCUUCUGCAUACAUUCUGGGGGACCAUCUUCUUUGACGCCUGUGAGAAGAGGUGCUACUGGAAGCUGGCGCUGGUGGUGGCCAGCCAUUUGAUGACGUCCGGGUUGACAUUCCUCAACCCUUGCUACGAGGCCAGCCUCAUCCCCAUCUUCAUGAUCACGCUCUCCACCGGAGUCUGGGCUUUCUUCACAGCCGGAGGUUCCUUCCGCCGCAUCCUCUCCUGCCUUUCCUGCCGACGGAAAGAAGAGAACCACGUGAUGGUUUACUCUGCACUCCAGCUCCCCAGUGAGAACUGAGUGUCCCGGGAUCCUCCGAAGGGAACGGGAGUCACCCAAGUGCCUUCUUCUUGCCAAUGGUACACAUCCAUUUCUCUGUCUCUUCGUUCUCUUCCGGAACGGAGCGACCACUCUGACGUUUUGUACAUUCCUUUGGGAUUCGGGAUAGAAGUGUCGCUCUGGUUGUGAUGUACCAUUUGGAGUUAUAAUUUCCCCUCGCUUCUUCCGUGGAAGAUGGGGAUUGUUGGUUGCGGGAGGCGCCGAGCUCCUCAUCAUAGAGAAUCCGGCACAUUUCGGCGUCGGUUGUGAGACGUUUCCUGUGGCGAUGUGGUGAGCCUGUUUGGAUUCGUGCCAUUUUUAAACGUCUGUGUGUGCGGACGUAGAGUUUGCCAAGAGAAGCGGAUGAGCAAAUGAUGGGGCCUCAUCCGGGAUCAUUUUAUCCUACUGAAUGUAAACAAAGGCCGAACUGGAGGAAGAGUUUUGAAUACAUGUUGCAAGUGAGGCUCCCAACCCACGUUCUUCUCUCCCUGCUUGAACAUAUCCUCCAUGAUGUACAAUUAUUGAUAUUUUUGUUGACUAGAAUCGAAACCGAACUCAUUAGAUUGUAUUUUUUAAGCCACUGGUUUGAGCAAGUGGACUCUUUUGCCUCCGCUGCAUAGGAUGUUUUGUCUUAGAUUUUCCAUAUUUUUUUGUAUUUUUCCUUUCUUGUUCAGUGCUAAGAAUCACAGCCCCCUUGGAAAAAAAUAUAGAGAUUGGAAGAAGGAAACGGAGUCCGUUUUGAGAAGGACGAGAGCCGCAAAGACUGUCUCAUGUUGUAAUCGUUCUUGUCCAAGCUCUAGAUGGUGGCAUUGAUUCCAAAGAUAGGUCCGGGGUCCAAGAGAGAUGUUUUCAGACUCUGAUUCCCAGAAUCCUUCACCACCAAAAAUGGCGGCUUUCAAAUGGGGAUGAUUGGUAGUUGCCACUUGGCAACUGUCUUGAAAAAAUAAUUAUGCAGGGAACCAGGCGAAAAUCACUUUGGGGCAGGGUUGUUGUGUGUUUUCUAGACUGUAUGGCCAUGUUCCAGAAGCAUUCUCUCCUGACGUUUCACCCACAUCUAUGGCAGGCAUCUUCAGAGGUUGAGAGGUACCGUGUUUCCCCGAAAAUAAGACAGUGUCUUAUAUUAAUUUUUGCUCCCAAAGAUGCGCUAGGUCUUAUUUUCAGGGGAUGUCUUAUUUUUCCAUGAAGAAGAAUUCACAUUAACUAUUGAAUUAAAAAAUGAACAUUUAUUAUAUACUGUAUAGUAGUUGCCAUCACAGACCAGCAUAACCAGACAAACUGUGAAUCCUAUCAAGAAUUUCUUGUUACUACCCUGUUUCCCUGAAAAUAAGACAUCCCCAGAAAAUAAGACCUAGUAGAGGUUUUGCUGAAUUGCGAAAUAUAAGACCUCCCCCGAAAGUAAGACCUAGCAAAGUUUUUGUUUGGAAGCAUGCAGGAUCAGUAAAUGUACAUACCAUAGAUUGUUGUACAUGGAAAUAAAGGUAGUAACAAGAAAUAGUAAUAAUAUAAUAAUAACUUUUCUUGUAUCCCACCUCCAUCUCCCAGAAGGGACUCAGGGCAGCUUACACAGGGACAAGCCCAGCAACAACAUAAAUUUACAUACAAACAGAAAUUUAAAACAGUAUAGCAAUAAAAUAUAAUACAGAAAUUGUUGAAAGGAUUCACAGUUUGGUUAUGCUGGUUUGUAAUGACAACUACUGUACAGUAGAUAAUAAAUUUUCAUUUUUAAACAAUUCAACCAUAAAUGUGAAUUCUUCUUUGUGGAAAAAUAAGACAUCCCCUGAAAAUAAGACCUGGUGCAUCUUUGGGAGAAAAAAUUAAUAUAAGACACUGUCUUAUUUUCGGGGAAACAGGGUAUAUCAACCGGAAAUCGGAAAGGAAAUCCCUCAUUUUAUCCUACUGAAUGCAAACAAAGGCAAGACUGGAGGAAGAUACAUACCUCACAACCUCUGAGAAAGCCUGCCAUAGAUGUGGGCAAAACAUCAGGAGAGAAUGCUUCUGGAACAUGGCCAUACAGCCCGAAAAACACACAAUAACCCUGUGAUUCCAACCAUGAAAGCCUUCGACAGCACACUUUGGGGCAAUUGUAUCUACUAUCCCUGUAAUCUAUAUAGACAAUGGUGAGGAAUGUUGGGAAAUGCAGUCCACCAUCUAUGAUUCCUCACCUCUGGUUUAGAAAAAGGUAGAACCACUUCCACUUGUUUUCCUGGGUUGCUGAUAUGGCUGAUGGAAGUUGCAGUCCAACGGCAUCCAGUGAUUCACAAAGAAAGGACUGUUGCAUCGUUGUUAAUGUACGUAAUUCAUGUUUCUUAUGUGAGACGCGGGGGCGGCAUUGGAUCUCGGUCCUUUGACAAAAAUGCCGGCCCUUUAAGAAAAGGUUCUGACGCCAGAGUCCUGUGAUUCCCAGUCCUUCCCCUUCCCUGAAAAGUUUGUGCAAUGAAUAAAAAAGGGCUUUUCUUGUG
Anolis carolinensis (green anole) is the source of this 3349-nucleotide messenger RNA. It is a transcript of the gene aph1a, whose product is annotated as aph-1 homolog A, gamma-secretase subunit. Gene Ontology annotation, cellular component: gamma-secretase complex; endoplasmic reticulum; membrane. The transcript has 7 exons. The record is from RefSeq and is a predicted model, not a curated record. NCBI's taxonomy places the organism in Eukaryota, Metazoa, Chordata, Lepidosauria, Squamata, Anolidae. Bases 75 to 872 code for a protein of 265 amino acids. Gene Ontology annotation, biological process: positive regulation of catalytic activity; Notch signaling pathway; protein processing. Gene Ontology annotation, molecular function: protein-macromolecule adaptor activity.